Molecule: messenger RNA, 2800 nt
Organism: Pelodiscus sinensis (Chinese soft-shelled turtle)
Lineage: Eukaryota; Metazoa; Chordata; Testudines; Trionychidae
Source: RefSeq, a predicted model, not a curated record
AUGUGGGAGGGGGCAUUGGCUCCAGAGGAGGAGCAUGGUGACUUCCCUGCACUGGCACAGGAGGGAGCAGACAAAGCAUGGGAGGUUACCACCUUUUUUACUGUCAUAUCUGUCAAACUGUAUAAGCUAAGUAGCAGGCAACAUGUGUCCAAAGGGCGGCCCAUCAAAUUGUAUAAAGUGAGAUGUGUACUGAUUGCAUACAACUUGGAUCCCUGCUUCAUUCAAUACACAGGUCGGACAGUGCACAGGAAAAGAGACAUAAUUGUAUUAUGCAGAGAUCAUGUGUCAUUCAGCAACCGUAACAGGGCUUUAGAAAGAAUGCGUCCCUAUUUGUGUGACAAAAUUAUUGCUGAAAGACACUUUGAUUACCUGCGUUCAAAGAAAAUACUCACUAGAGAAGACACUGAAGAAAUAUCUUGUCGACCCUCAAAUAGGAAGAAAACUGGGAAGUUAUUGGACUACUUAGCAGAAAAUCCAAAGGGACUAGAUACUUUGAUUGAAUCUAUUAGACGAGAAAGAACACAGAACUUCCUGUUAGAAAGGAUAACUGAUGUAGUGUUGAAAGUCAAAAAUGAAAAACUCGAAGCUCUCAAAGGCUUGAGCUGCAGUAGCUGUAUGACUUCAGUGUAUGGAGGAACAAAUAAUCUUUCUAGGUCAUAUUCUGAUGAAUCCAAUUCAUAUGAAAAAGUAAAAGACAAAGAAUCUAUCCAUUAUCAACCAGAAGACCGGUUUAGUACAGCUGCUUUUGUGUCUGCUUCAUCUCUUCGUUCAAUGAAUUUACCAAUUGUGGAGAUAGGAAGCACAGAAAAUACAGUCUUCUCAACCACCCUUCCCGGACCUGGGGAUCCUGGAGCACCUCCUCUUCCACCAGAACUUCAGUCUGAACAACAGGAAGCCAAUGCCAGUUCAAGUGACAAUAUUUUUCUGCCUUUAAGAUCACGUUCACUUCUACCACAAUGAUCUUCAGUGACUUUUUUUUCUUGCCUGUUCACUUAAAGGGAAAUGUUGUUAAACUUUUAAAUAUCUUUGUGGGCAGCAUACAGAAUGUUCUCAAACUAUUAAAUCACAAAUAGGGAGAAAUAGCCUAUGUGAUUUGAUAAUAAAGGAAAAAAAACAACAACCCAACAACCUGGUUUUUAAAAGGUAGUCACAAUUGAUUCUGUAUCUCACAGAUUAUUUAGUUUCUGGAAGUCUUUAGAUGCCAUAAGUGCUUUACCUUUUUUUAAGAUUUCAUGUUAAUAUUGUUAAAAUCAAUACAACAAAUGUUUAUCUUCCUAAAGUAGCAGAUUUUGAUAUUUUUAGCAAGUAAAGGGGAAAUGGCUAUAACAAAAGAGAAUAAUUUAAAAGGACCCUCAGAACUUUUGUACUACUUCCAAAGUUUGUCAAAUUAAUUAUUACAUGGCAUAGGGUAAAUUUUUCCCUCAAAUUUAUGCACAUAACUUGCAUGGGGAGGGCAGAAUUUAGCUUUUUGUGGCCACCCAUCUUGUUAAAAUGCUUAUUGCCAAAUAAUUCUCAGUAUGUUAUUUUGAUCCUUGUGUUCUAUUUGCACCCAAACAUGAAAGGUACUUGGAUACUAAACUGAUUAUAACUCAUAUUAUGUACUUUCUCGUACUGUUUUUAAAUAUAAUAUAGAAAUAAUUGGUUUGAAAUGCAUUUGUUUUAAUUUAAACGUAUAUUAAUAAUGAAAAGAGAUGUCUGCUCUUCAGACUCCAGUAAGGGAGUUACUCGAUAGCUUAUUUAUAAGAUGCCUUUAAGGACAUGCUUCUGUAAGGAGCAACAGGUAUGGUAUUUAAUGGAUGGACCUAGAAGGGGGAUGUAAAGAUCUAAACUACUCAAGGAAAUAUUGUGCUGCAGGUACUUAAUUAUUGCGUCCUACAGUAACACGUUUACAUUGCAAGUGAUUUAGAAUCUAAACCAAGUUUUAACUGUUUUAACAUGGGAAAAGUUCUCAUCUCCUGACAUAGAACAAUAUGGUUUACUCCUUUCAUGCUUUCCUUUUCAUUCUAAAGCUCACUUUGUAAGUCAUGUAAAAUUCAGUUUAAGUGUAGAAGUGCAAAACUACAAAUUUAAAAACUAUUACUCAGGAUUACAUACAGUUGUCUUUACAGCAGUGUAUUUUUUCUGAUGUUACAUUUUCUGUUUAUCAAAAGAUACAGUGGCUUUUAUUUAAAAAGUGUAAUUCUGACAUUGAUUGCUAUAGUAGGAUAACAUGUAUUCUAGUCUGUCUCAACAAACCCUGAUUCUGUUUCUAAUGCUAAUCCUCCUGCUUCAGAGGAUAAGGGCUCAGCAUCUAGCCUUCAGAGGAUAGCUGCCUUAUAUUUUUCAUGUGACAUCAACCAAAAACAGGCUGAUCUCAUCUGGGGACUGAGAAAAGUAAUCAACAAAAGUAUCCUAUAGUUGGUUACUUGUUCAUGUCUGACUAGUCUAAGAAACUGUCAAGUUUAAUUUGAAUAUCAUGUAGAAACAUCUUUAUAACAAUGAGGUAGCUUACAUGUGAUAAAAAUAUGGGUUGCUUUUAUUAAUAUGGCACCCUGAUUACUAUAGUUUCAGGUAUCCAACAGACACAUUGAGCCUGAUCUUCAAAAAAGCAAAUUAUCCACAAGUUCAGUUGACUACAACUUGGAGUUGUGGGGUCUGCUCUCUUAAGACACUUGAUUUUUUUUUUUUUUUUAACAUCCCUACAUUUUGAAAAAGCGGCAAGGAGUUCUGUAUCACCUUGUAGACUAACCAAAGUAUCUCUGACGAAGCAGGUCUUUGCCCACGAAAGCUUAUGCUCCAACACGUCGGUUAGUCUAUAAGG